Arctia plantaginis is the source of this 642-nucleotide messenger RNA. The record is from the annotation of a GenBank genome assembly. Lineage: Eukaryota; Metazoa; Arthropoda; Insecta; Lepidoptera; Erebidae.
AUGACGGGGAUUUUGCCAACAUACCAACGUUUUGUAAAUGGAGUUCCUGUACCGUCCAUAUCUAGGCGCUCCUUUCGCCUACGAGAGAAAUAUUUGAUUGUUUCUGUACUUUUGACAUUUGGAAUCGUGUGGUUAGGUGCUCUGUUCUACCUGCCUGAGUUUAAAAGUUCGAAUAGUGUAAACGAUAGUGUAUACAAUGUUUAUAAGCGAAUUCAGAAAGCUGGCCCUGAGCUACUGAUGCCGCCUCCUCUUGCGCAAAAUGAUGUAGGAGAUUUUCCUGUAGUAGGGAUUGUUCACCAUGGGGGGGAAGGUGAUGAUCCUCACGUAAUUGAGGACAGAAAUCGUUUACGGGCGAAGAUUGAGGAGGAUUCGGGGAUGAAAGUGCUGGAGAGACCGCAAUUUGAUGUAGUUCCAUCAAUUUCCUCGUCGAAGGGUCCAAGCAAACCACCAGUGGAUGCAAUUGAGGAGCCAGCAAUUGAUAAGGUAGCAGGCAAAAAUGAGUCACCAUUAGGACCUAAAGCUGAAGGCUCUGAAAAUAGGUAUGUUGCUGUGGCACUGGCACCAGGAGCCAACCCUGACAUGAAGCAUAAGCUGGAUGUUGUAAAACAGGUGAGUUAUAUUGUUACACUUAUUAUUAUAUAG